AUGGUGGUCGCUUUCGGUGCGCAUGCCGACGAUGCUACCCUCGAUAGUCAUCACCGCAUACUUGCACACAAGACUGUCUCGUAUUCCGUCCUCAAUGGAAGACGGAAACAGUUUUGGCUAUAUGCAUUCUACAACAGAAGGGUCUGGCCUGCCCUCCGCCACACUCAUGAUAAGGACAUGGGCAUUGGUCAGCUACUGCGGCCGUCUUCGGCUCAUCAACGUCACGGUUCUUGGCGCUUACACUAG
Messenger RNA from Neurospora tetrasperma FGSC 2508, 246 nucleotides. RefSeq lists its product as uncharacterized. The transcript is spliced from 2 exons. Bases 1 to 246 code for a protein of 81 amino acids. The record is from RefSeq and is a predicted model, not a curated record. NCBI's taxonomy places the organism in Eukaryota, Fungi, Ascomycota, Sordariomycetes, Sordariales, Sordariaceae.